AUGAGCUGCUUCAGUGAGAGGCGAAGACGCACAUCUCCCAUGGGGGGCAGCAGCCGAAACGAGCUGGUCCCCUCCAAACUUCCCAGGAUGAACGGGUGGUCGUGGCCCCCUCAGGCCUUCCAAGUGGUCGGCUGGUUGGUGUACAGCUUCUUCGCCAUAGUCGGAUUCGGCAUCUACAUCCCUCUUCUUCCUCUGCCGUGGAACCAAGUGCUCUACUCUCUGACGGGCAUAGCAUUUAUCGUGCACCUUUUGGCGCACAUUGCUGCCGUCACUAUAGACCCAGCGGACGCCAGCGUCAGGGCCAAGCAGAGCUACUCCAGCCCAAAGCCACUUUUUGAUCGGAAAAACCAGCUGCAUGUCAUCCAGGACCUGCACUGCUAUCUAUGUGAUGUCAAGGUUGGCCCCAAAGUGAAACACUGUGGUGUUUGCAACAAAUGUGUGGAAGACUUUGAUCACCAUUGCAAAUGGCUGAACAACUGCGUGGGCAGGAGAAACUACUGGUGCUUCUUUGUGGCACUGUGCUCUGCUACGAUGGGUUCGUUCCUGCUCGUUGUUGUCAUCUUCUUCAUCUUUAUUCAGCAUUACCUGGACCCAAACACUCUAAGAACUGCUCCACAGUUUGGUAGUAUGCUCGGGAAUGGGACCUGGCUGGCGUUUAUACCAUUAGCACCCAUAAAGACUAGUUCAGCUGGUCUCCUCAUAUUGGCCUUUAUAACAGUGAUGCUGUGCAUCGUCUGCCUGCUGCUGCUCUGUCAUCUGCUUGGUUUUCACUUUUAUCUCUUUUCUAAAGGAAUAAGCACCUAUGAUUAUGUAAAGAUGCAGCGCCAGAAAGAAGCUAGAAUCAUAGACAAUGAAGCAGGACAAUCCAAUGAUGCCAAAACUCAUAACAAGGACCCAGAGAACCAAGAUCACUCAAUUGACUGUGAGCCUGCAUUAUCACAGAGUUCAAGUACCUGCAAAUUUGAUGAUGGAGUCCCCCUUAGCAGCAGAAUUCCCGGGUCCAUAUGUACAGAGCUGGAAAACCUCAAGAAAUCAACGGAGAAGGAGAAUCGUUUUCAUUAUGGAACAGAAAACCCCACAGAGAAGACAGAAAGGGAAAUAAAUGACAUAAAUUGCUGGAGGCCUAGUGCUGAUGAAGAGCCUCAGAGCCCCAGUGUGCAGUCUGUGGACAGUGUUCCUGUGGUGCAGGACCCUCUGGGCAGCUCAGUUAUGACUCCAGACGAUACGUGAUAGGAACUGACGUGUGAUGAACAGCAGGGGCCGAUGAUAUGCUGCUUUCAGGGACCAUGUAUUAUGGAUCUUUGCAUCACGAAACUGAGCGGCAUGGACACAUUGUUGACAUGGACAGAGGACAUCAUGGACGUCGCCGCACAGUUUGUUACUGUUUUUUUAAAUUUUCAUCUAGUGGACAUUUUUUAUGAAGGACAAUUGUGGACCUGUUCUUGUUUUUGUAAUCUACACUGUGUUUUAAUGUCAGAUGAAUUAUUUAAAGCCUGUUUUUAUGUCACCGACUUGCACAGAAAGUCAGAAAGUCCAGCGCACAUACACUUAUAUUCAACCUGGGUCACAUAGAUACAACAAUGCGUAGGAACUAUUUAUCUUCCUGAAAAGCUGAAACAUAAUAUUUGAGUUUACUGUUCAUAUUCUGAGCCAGAUGGGUUUCAUCUAGGCAUUUCCCCCCUGUCAUUUUAUCUGGAGACCAAAGAGAGAACCUGAAAUGACAAAACACUCCCUCUAACUCAUGUAGUGGAUAAGAUAGAAGUUUGAAAAUGAGGCAGUCGUUCAGCUUUCGGUUAACUGUUGAUAUCACAAACCCAUUGGUGCUUUGUGUCUUUUUUUUAAUAGCUGAAUUUGGUAGUAAACUAUAUAAACAGACCAUAUUCUCUACACUAUUUUUCUUCUUGAGCUUCUUUACCACACAUAGACAACCAAUCAUAUCCAGAUUGUGGGUAUUCCUGGUUUCUGUCUAUAUAUUCUGAGAUAAACAGGUAUUUACUGGUUGAAUUUACCUCAAAACAUGUGUUUGCCCGUAGCUGCUGAGCAUGCUCAGCUAAAAGAAAAAGCCUCUGUGUGUUGCUAAUCUACUUUUAACUGAAAUAUUUCCUAAUGCACUUUAAAGUAAAAUGCUAUUCUGGCAAAAAAUCUUAACCAUUUGUUUUUAGAUAACACACUAACUAAAACAGUUUGAGAGCAGAGUGACUCACUGUUAUUUUAGUAGGGUAGUUAAGUAGUUAAGUGUUACCCGGCAGCAGGAUUUGUCUAAAAGAUAAGGAUUUGGUGAAUACACAAACAGGACUAACAAUAAUUACCAAAAGUGAAUAAACAAGAAUGACUUAUCUUGAACGACAUGUCCACUGUGUUUGGCAUAACCUAAAUCUGUUUAACACCAGAUAUCAGGUAUCCAGGAGACUGUCAAAGUAUAUUUAUACGUAUUGUGUCCGUAAGAACAACUGCUCUGUUCUCAAGAGAAUCAGCCUUAAGCUCUGCAGCUCUGUAGCUCCACAGCACCUGGUGGCUUUUGUGCUCACAGCUACUUUUAAAAUGUUUGCUCUCAUCUGUGGCCUUAAUGUGAUUGGAGCCAGUGUAAAGAAACCUACACAGUGAGUGAUCCUAGCAUCGCUGUUUGUUUCCUAAAAGGAACAGUCAUAUUUGAAUCAAAAAGUACAUGAAUUAUACAUUAUAAUUAGGACUUGUGUUUUUAAGUUGAUUUUUAAACAAGGGUCUACCUGGGUGGUUUAGGUUUCAUCGGUUUGUUUCAGAGAGAAGUACCUGUCAUGUGCUUAUCUAAUGGGGCCAGUCUCUUCCUCCUUCAUAGAUGUUAUAGGGCAAAAAUAUAUUGUUCAGUCAUCUCUUAUCAUGGCUUGAAUUACUUGACAGGGGCCUGAUGGGCCUUUAUUUCAUAGCACAUCAGAAAGCUGCUCCUAUAUCACAUUGACAAUGACUCAGUUCUGUUCCAUGUUGUGAUUGCAUGGCUCAUGCACUGAAACCAAAUCAGCAAAUAAAACACCAUCUCUGAUUGUGUUAUUUACAUCGGCGCUGUACCUGCUAUAACCACUGUAUUGUAUUGUAUUGUAUUGCAUUGUAUUGUUUUGUCACAAGUCAUGGUCUAUCCAUUUGUAAGAUAUAAUCUGACUCCUUAUUAAUUAUUUGUCUCAGAGGCAAAUUUUGUGAGUGUAACAUCAGAAACAAACAUAGGACUUUAUCAGUAUGAAAUAAAAAAAUAAGACUAUUAAUCCAUGUUGCAAUCACACAACUCAAAGAGGUUUUUAAAUAGUAAGUAUUUCCCCUAUCUAUUUAUUUUCUGUCUAAACAGGAGGAAGGACAAGGACCAGAGAAAAGGUUAGCCUCAUGACCUUACACCUACAUGGGAUGUGUUUUAAACGUUUGUUAUCCAUAGAAGAACUGUUUAUUUUUUCCUGUACAGGUUUUAUUGUAAAAGCUGAUUUCACAAAUGUGGCACCGAGACUGU
Messenger RNA from Limanda limanda (common dab), 3469 nucleotides. It is a transcript of the gene zdhhc11, whose product is annotated as zinc finger DHHC-type containing 11. Gene Ontology annotation, cellular component: endoplasmic reticulum; Golgi apparatus. The record is from RefSeq and is a predicted model, not a curated record. Gene Ontology annotation, biological process: protein targeting to membrane; peptidyl-L-cysteine S-palmitoylation. Gene Ontology annotation, molecular function: protein-cysteine S-palmitoyltransferase activity. The transcript is spliced from 10 exons. Lineage: Eukaryota; Metazoa; Chordata; Actinopteri; Pleuronectiformes; Pleuronectidae. The coding region runs from base 1 to 1230 and encodes 409 amino acids.